UAUGUGUAUAUAUAUAUAUGCACGCAUUAGUUCAGCUUAGGGGAAGCUGCACUGUUUUAACAUCAGAGCAGGGAACCUGCUAGUGCUGAAAGAUUAUAUCUCUGUGACUUUGACUCAGCCAGCAUCAUGAUGCUCCUGAAGCUCACAUUAUUCACCUUAUUUAUUGCCUUUCAGGACCUGCAUGUGUCUGGAGAGAAUCAAGUUACCUGUUAUCCCCGGCACCGUGUUUGCCCAAUAGUUGUUACCUGCGAUGGUGGUACUGCUGUGCUGAACUGCGGUUAUCGUCGUAUAAAGAUCCUCCGCGCUUUCUAUGGCCGAAGCGAUUCCACCACAUGUGCUGCAGGUCGACCUUACGAUCAGAUCACUAACAAAAGUUGCUCCUUGGCCAAUGCAAGUCAGAUUAUUGCAUCUAGAUGUAAUAACAGGAAUGUUUGUGAGGUGCCUGUUACAACAUCUAUUUUGCCUGACCCCUGCUUUGGCACUUACAAGUACCUGCGAAUUGCUUUCGACUGUAACUAAUACCUUGAAGGAUUCGAGAUUUCUCCACAGUGGCCUCUCUUCAGUCUGAAAAGGAAUCAAACCCUGUCAGCUUGAUGAGUUUUGAUGUUGGGGUGCUUUAUAUUUGAUUGUUAUCAACUGCUGAAAUAGCCCAACCCCCCCACCUGAAACUUGUUUAUUUGCUUUUACAUGCAAUGAGUUCUUCCAUAAUGAAUUUUCUUCAAUAAUAAUUCUGCAAUAAACUAUCCACUAAAUGCAAGCAUAA
Molecule: messenger RNA, 763 nt
Organism: Hemibagrus wyckioides
Lineage: Eukaryota; Metazoa; Chordata; Actinopteri; Siluriformes; Bagridae
Product: rhamnose-binding lectin-like
Exons: 8
Coding region: 127-519 (130 amino acids)
Molecular function (GO): carbohydrate binding
Source: RefSeq, a predicted model, not a curated record